Molecule: messenger RNA, 415 nt
Organism: Saprolegnia parasitica CBS 223.65
Lineage: Eukaryota; Oomycota; Saprolegniomycetes; Saprolegniales; Saprolegniaceae
Exons: 1
Coding region: 39-338 (99 amino acids)
Source: RefSeq, a predicted model, not a curated record
AUUUCCCUGGAGCCGCCCACGCCUAAGCUUACAGGACCAUGGCCGACCUUCAGCCGAUCCUCAACAUCCCGACGCACCAGCUGCGCAAGUUUUUCAGAUUCCCGCUCAGGGAGGCUGCUGCGCGCUUGCACUCGACCGAAGGCGCCGUGAUCCACCUUUGCCGCCGGCGCGGCUUCACCAAGUGGCCAUACCGCCAGCUCACCUACUUGAAACGCCAGAUGCUUUCCCUCAGAAACGCCAUUGCCCAGGUGGACGGGCCGACGGUCAUGGCCGCGGACCGCCUCGCGCAGCUGAAGGGCCAGUACAAGGAGAUCAAGUACUGGACCCAGGGAUUGUGAGUAGGGGUCAUUUUCGUCUUUAUAUCUUGGUGAAUACUUCUUGUCGUAAUCUGAAGUGUUUUCAUCUGCUUGACCAA